AAAAUAUUAUAAGGAACCAUUUCUUCAAAAUUCUCCUUCUACUAUAUAUUAUGUGGGAAAUAUAUAACAAAACCGGAUCGUUUUAAAGGUUUCGUGUUCAGUCCAUUUUACAUUAGUUGUUUUUAUUGUUAUUCUUAUCACUGACUCUACGAAAAUAUAUUCUGUGUCUUAUCAUAUAAACACGAAGACGGAAAUAAUUUUAAAAUUUGUUAGUAGCUUUAUAUUAAACAGCUUAAGUUCUUCUUCUUAUUGUUUUCAAACAGUAAAAUUUAUACAUCAAUACUUUUUUUUUGUUUAAAGAAAACUAAUAUAAUUUAAUGUUUAAAAAAGUGUAUUUAUUUUAUUUUGGCGCUGUUGGUUGUUAUAUUGCCUCUUAGUCUUAAUAAUGUCCGUUGAUUUUUAAUUUAAAUAAUAUUUAAAAUUAGUUUUAAACAUGCUUUUCAUUUAUAGUUUUUUUUUAUUGUUAACUAUUAUUUUUACUACAUCACAAAUAAUCAGUUCUAGAAGUAAACAGGGUGCAAUUAUUUCACAAGAUACAAUAUAUAAAUUGUGUCAUAUGGGUAUAGCACAAGAUUUUAAGCCUAUACUAGAUGAAUUAUUGAUUGAAAGAGUUGUUGGAACUAGUAAUCAUGAAUUUGUCAAGAUGUUUAUUUCUGAAGAAAUGAAAAGUUUAGGAUGGUCUGUAGAAUUGGAUUCAUUUAAAGCCAAAACUCCUAUUGGCAUUCGUAAUAUGACUAAUAUUAUUGCUACAUUAAAUCCUACAGCUGACCGAUAUAUAGUUGUUGCCUGCCAUUAUGAUUCUAAAAAAAUGGAUUUUUAUUUUGUUGGUGCCACUGAUUCUGCAGUACCUUGUGCAAUGAUGAUGUACAUGGCCAAAACUUUACAGCAACGACUUGAAGUAUAUAAAACUAAUCCUUUAAGUCUCAUGAUGAUGUUUUUUGAUGGUGAAGAAGCUUUUGUUGAAUGGAGUGAGGUUGAUUCACUCUAUGGAUCAAGACAUUUAGCCUCUAAAAUGGAAAAUAUUAAAUUUUUACAUAAUGGAAGACAGAUUAAUCAAUUGCAAAGAAUAGAAUUUUUAAUGCUUUUGGAUUUAUUGGGAACAAAAAAUCCUGCAUUUUAUAAUUAUUUCUUAGAAACAACUGAUUUAUAUCGAUCAAUGGUUACUGCUGAAAAAGUUUUGAACAAAACAAACUGUUUAGCUGAAUACAAUAAAGAGUAUUUCAUUCCAAAAACAGUAAAUACUAGAAUAGAAGAUGAUCAUAUGCCAUUUUAUGAAAAAGGUAUUGAAGUUCUACAUGUUAUUCCAAAUCCAUUUCCUAAAGUAUGGCAUAAAACAACUGAUAAUAAGGAUGCAUUACAUAUGCCAACUAUAAUGAAUUUAAUAAAAAUUUUUCAAGUUUUUCUUGUUGCAUACCUUGAAACACAGUAAACACUUAAAAUAUUUUAAAUGAUGACAGGGUUUAAGUAACAUUCCAGGUAUAACAUGUAGAUGAUCACAUAACUGUGAUUGUUUAAUAAUCUUUUUUUUUUUUUUCAAAUAUUUGUUACUAUAGUUAUAAUAAAUAUUCUAAUAUUUUUAGUUGAUAUAUCAACUAACAAUAUUAUUAGUCAUAUUUGAUGUAAUCUCUAUCUUUAAUUAACAUAACCAUCUUUAUAUUCUCAUGUGUUUUGUGUAAAGGGAUCCAGUAGCAAAUGUUAACUUAUGAGGAAAUUAAAAUAUAUUUAUCCCUUGAUGAAUAAUUCAUCAAAUUUAAAUAACAAUAUUACAGUAACUAAUCUAAUUAUGAGAAUAAAAGUUACAUUAUUAUAAGCCACAGAAAAUUUCCAAUAAAACUAAUAAUAACGAGAUGAUGAUAAAAUUAGAUUUAAUCACUUACAAGCACUAUUUAUUGUAAUUUUUCCUUUAUUGUUAGUUUUUAAAAAUCUUCUACUAGAUUUAUCUUCCUAUUUUUUUUUUAUAAGAACAUUAUAAAUUUUUUAUCAAAAAAUUUAAAUAUUUAUGAGACAAUUUUUAUUAUAAAACUUAAAAAUAGAAGAAUUCCAAUCUGCAGAAACGGAAUAAUUCUAUAAAUUUUAUCUCUAGUCUUUCUAAUUACACUUAA
Messenger RNA from Daktulosphaira vitifoliae (grape phylloxera), 2102 nucleotides. RefSeq names its product glutaminyl-peptide cyclotransferase-like. Bases 434 to 1429 code for a protein of 331 amino acids. The transcript has 6 exons. The record is from RefSeq and is a predicted model, not a curated record. Gene Ontology annotation, molecular function: zinc ion binding; glutaminyl-peptide cyclotransferase activity. Lineage: Eukaryota; Metazoa; Arthropoda; Insecta; Hemiptera; Phylloxeridae.